This is a messenger RNA of Amoebophrya sp. A25, 408 nucleotides long. NCBI's taxonomy places the organism in Eukaryota, Dinophyceae, Syndiniales, Amoebophryaceae. The record is from the annotation of a GenBank genome assembly.
AUGAGUUCAUGGGUAGCUAAGCUGGGUCAGGGUCUCGUUGGGUCUGAUUCUACAAAGAAAAUAGAGUUAGACGUAUUUUUGUGUGGCUCAGCUAGCUGUUAUUUGCGAAUUGUGUACUUAUGUGUGAAAGCUAAAAGGAUGAACAGAGAAACUUGCAGCUCAGAUAGGUCCAUCUGGUUAGUUGGCAACAAGGGUAAACAAAGAAGCUGGAGGCAGUUUCGCGUUUCUCUUGGCCGGCAUCUGAUUAUGGUUGAGGUGGUGGCAUUUUUACUUUACACGCCAUUCCUCAAUUGCAUCGAUUCUCGUCUUUCUCAUUCUCUUUGCUUCAUACAAUCAACUUCAUGCUCAUGUUCUUGUUGUUUAUUCUCCAGAAAAGUAGGCAUAGAAUCGUUUGUCGCUUUCAUGUGA